Rosa rugosa (rugosa rose) is the source of this 2146-nucleotide messenger RNA. Its product is annotated as pyrophosphate--fructose 6-phosphate 1-phosphotransferase subunit beta-like. NCBI's taxonomy places the organism in Eukaryota, Viridiplantae, Streptophyta, Magnoliopsida, Rosales, Rosaceae. Gene Ontology annotation, biological process: response to glucose; fructose 6-phosphate metabolic process; photosynthesis. Gene Ontology annotation, molecular function: diphosphate-fructose-6-phosphate 1-phosphotransferase activity; ATP binding; 6-phosphofructokinase activity. The record is from RefSeq and is a predicted model, not a curated record. Gene Ontology annotation, cellular component: cytosol. The coding region runs from base 25 to 1824 and encodes 599 amino acids. The transcript is spliced from 16 exons.
UGACCCUGACUUGGCGGAUCCGCAAUGCUUUCCAAUUUCCAUAACGAACUCUCCGCUUCAAAAGCCAAAACCGCCACUCCACACACAUUCUACCUCUUCACUCUUCUCUCUCUCUCUCCCUCUCUCUCCCACACAACUUUGACGGCGACCAUGUCCUCCUCCACCGCCAAUGCCAAGGCCGUCCCUGGCCGCUCCGCCUCCGUCUACAGCGAAGUCCAGACCAGCCGUCUCGACGUUCUCCUUCCCCUUCCCUCCGUCCUCAAAGCCCCCUUCGUCGUCGUCGAUGGCCCUAAAAGCUCCGCCGCCGGAAAUCCAGAUGAGAUUGCCAAGUUGUUCCCUAACCUAUUCGGCCAGCCCUCGGCUUCGCUAAACGCCGGUGAUGCUUCAUCGGCUCUGUCAAAGGAUAAGAGUUUGAAGAUCGGAGUUGUUCUCUCCGGUGGACAAGCACCUGGCGGACACAACGUAAUUUCUGGGAUUUUCGAUUACUUGCAGCAGCGUACUACUGGAAGCAUAAUGUAUGGAUUUAGGGGCGGUCCGGCCGGAGUGAUGAAGGGAAAGUAUGUCGAAUUGUCAACCGAGUAUGUGUAUCCAUACAGAAAUCAGGGCGGCUUUGACAUGAUUGCUAGUGGCAGAGACAAGAUUGAAACUCCAGAACAGUUUCAGCAAGCUGCAGAUACAGCGAAUAAGCUUGAUUUAGAUGGGCUUGUGGUCAUUGGUGGGGAUGACUCAAAUACUAAUGCUUGCCUUCUUGCUGAGAACUUCAGGGGUAAAAAUUUGAAGACACGGGUUAUUGGAUGUCCAAAAACCAUUGAUGGUGAUCUGAAAUGCAAAGAGGUGCCUACAAGUUUUGGAUUUGACACAGCAUGCAGGCUAUAUUCAGAAAUGAUCGGUAAUCUAAUGACAGAUGCUCGUUCAACUGGGAAGUACUACCAUUUUGUAAGGCUUAUGGGGCGUGCAGCUUCUCAUAUCACAUUGGAGUGUGCUCUGGAGACUCGCCCAAACAUUACGAUUAUUGGGGAGGAGGUUGCUGCCAAGAAGCAGACUCUCAAGAAUGUCACAGAUUACAUAACAGAUAUUGUCUGCAAACGUGCAGAACAGGGUUAUAAUUAUGGUAUUGUACUUAUACCGGAAGGCCUGAUUGAUUUCAUUCCAGAGGUACAGCAACUAAUUGCAGAGCUUAAUGAAAUCUUAGCUCAUGGUGCUGUUGAUGAAGCGGGGGAAUGGAAAAAGAAACUUCAGCCUCAAUCUCAUGAGCUUUUUGAGUUUCUACCUCGAGCAAUUCAAGAGCAACUAUUGCUUGAAAGAGAUCCACAUGGCAAUGUGCAGGUUGCCAAAAUUGAGACAGAAAAAAUGCUCCUUCAAAUGGUAGACACUGAAUUGACCAAACGGAAGCAGGAGGGUAAAUAUAAGCGGAGCUUCUCAGGACAGUGCCAUUUCUUUGGUUAUGAAGGUAGAUGCGGUUUGCCCACGAACUUUGAUGCAAACUACUGCUAUGCAUUGGGUUAUGGUGCUGGAGCUCUCCUUCAUUCUGGAAAGACCGGGUUGAUUGCCUCUGUGGGAAAUUUGGGUGCUCCAGUUGAACAAUGGACAGUUGGUGGAACCGCAUUGACUUCUUUAAUGGAUGUGGAGCGGAGACAUGGGAAGUUCAAGCCUGUAAUUAAGAAGGCAAUGGUGGAACUCGAAGGUGCACCAUUCAAAAAGUUUGCAUCUUUGAGGGACGAGUGGGCUCUUAAGAAUCAUUAUGUUAACCCAGGUCCUGUUCAAUUCCUUGGACCAAGAUCAACUGCUAUCAACAAUACUCUGCUGCUGGAACUCGGAGCAUAAGCGCAGGAAGUAAAGCAUCGACAAGUCAUGGUCAAGAUUAUAUCCUAAUAACAACUAAAGUCAAGAUGUAAAUUUCGAUAGUGCUCAUCCGGCAGAUUUGGAAGACUCCAUUGAUAUAAACGUGCAAUUUUCUUUUUUGGCCAGCAAUCAAAUAAUAAGGAUCAAUAUGACUUAUAGUUACUGAAUAGAUUUAGUUUCCUUCUUGCAAUGUAGUUUUAGCUGUUUCUGUUGGCUUCUUUAUUCAUCCUCGUUGUACCCGACUAUUUUCGAAACCUCAUUAGUAGGAAGAGUAAUAAAUUUCUAUUCAAGCUGUUGUAUGAUU